Molecule: messenger RNA, 1710 nt
Organism: Suhomyces tanzawaensis NRRL Y-17324
Lineage: Eukaryota; Fungi; Ascomycota; Pichiomycetes; Serinales; Debaryomycetaceae
Gene: HBR3
Product: rRNA-binding endoribonuclease
Exons: 1
Coding region: 109-1536 (475 amino acids)
Biological process (GO): ribosomal small subunit biogenesis; maturation of SSU-rRNA
Cellular component (GO): preribosome, small subunit precursor
Molecular function (GO): RNA endonuclease activity
Source: RefSeq, a predicted model, not a curated record
CUAAAUUCUAACAAUAUGUUCAUCAUGCAUCUGUAUCUCACGUGAUUGGUCACGUGGAAGACAGAUCAUCUCAUCUAAUUUUUUCACGACUACUCUAUUACCACCACAAUGUCAGAAUCCGUAGCGAAGGUCAAUGCGUUGGUGCUUGAUGCCACCCCGCUCAUCACCCAGUCAGCUUCGGCUAUCCAGCAGUUUGCUGAAAAGUUUUACACCACUCCUGGUGUCCACAGCGAAUUGAGAGAUGAGCACUCCAGAAAUCAGCUUCUCUUAUGGGCUGACAAGUUGCAAGUUAGACAGCCCAAGCCAGAGUCCAUUCAAAAAGUGUCCCAUUUUUCCAGACUCACUGGUGACUAUGCAGUGUUGUCCUUGAACGAUAUCCACAUAAUAGCUUUGGCCUACGAAUUGGAAUUGGAAGCCAAUGGAAACGGAAAGUUGAGAGAAUACCCUGGUGAAAAGAAGGAAGGAGAUGAAGAAGCCACCACCAAGCCUGCGUACCAGAGAAAAGAAUACAAGCCUAGAGAGCCAGAGCCAGAGGAAGAACCCCAAUCGGUUGAAGAGGACGACGGAUUUGUAGUUGUCAAGAAACCACAGAAGAACAACUGGAAGAGAAAGGGAAAGUUCCAAGCUAAACCCCAAGAGGCUGCACCAGAGCCAGUACCAGAGCCAGUACAGGAGCCAACACAAGAGUCGGAGCCUGUGGCGGUAGAGACAGUCGAGGAGGCGGUCCAGCAAGAACAAACCCAGCAAGAGGUGUCACAAUUGGAAUCAGGGCUCGAGCAGGCUUCGCUUGAAGAAAAGGCAUCGGACGUGUUGAACGAAGAGUACGAAGACGACGACGACGACGGGGACUGGAUCACGCCUCAGAACUUCAAGGAGGAAAUGUUGAAGGACUCCAACGAACGAGUCCAGGAAAUCGCCGAUUCGGCUUCUCUCCAGGUGGCAUUGUCUACGGGAGAUUUUGCAUGUCAGAACGUGGCCAUGCAGCUUGGCCUCAGUUUGAUGAACUCGUUGUCUGGAAGAGAGAUCAGAAGAGUCAGAAACUACAUGUUCAGAUGCCACGCAUGUUUCCGGUUGACCCCGAUCCCUAAAGACGGAAAACCAAAGCAUUUCUGCCCCAAGUGCGGAGGCAACACCUUGAUCAGAUGUGCUGUGUCCAUCGAGAGCACCACGGGGAAGAUCACCCCUCACUUGAGGGCCAACUUCCAGUGGCGUAAGAGAGGUGACAUCUACAGUAUCGCGUCUCCAUUGAGUAAGAAUCACACCAGGCGUCAAGGAAGAGCUGGAUACCAGCAAAACAAGGAGAACCGCCACAAGUCGUUGCAGAACCCCAUCAUCUUGAGAGAGGACCAGAAGGAGUACCAGCAGGCCAUCAAAGACAGCGAGUGGCAGCGGAGACAGAACGAGAAGAUCAUGGAGCAGUGGAUUGGAGGCGGCAGUGCCGACAACUUCGUGUCUCCGUUCAUGAUGAACGUGAAGAGCUCGAGUGUGAAGGUGGGCCGGGGACGGAACGCAAAUGCUUCCAAGAAGAGAAAGUAGGGUAGCAGAUAGAGAUCGAGAGUGGUGAAUAGUGAGUAGGCCAUAAUAAUAGAAAGUGCAUCAGAGAAAGUAAUGGUGAGUAGGCUAUAAUAAUCGAAAGAGGAGGGUAUACUUUUUAACGAAGCCCAGCGUAUCGUAGAUGAGUGAGUGGGCAAGAAUAAUAAUAAUAAUUAG